This is a messenger RNA of Camelina sativa (false flax), 1008 nucleotides long. Its product is annotated as protein SPEAR4-like. Gene Ontology annotation, molecular function: DNA-binding transcription factor activity. NCBI's taxonomy places the organism in Eukaryota, Viridiplantae, Streptophyta, Magnoliopsida, Brassicales, Brassicaceae. The record is from RefSeq and is a predicted model, not a curated record.
CUAAGUACUAGAGAGAAUUACAAAAAAAAAAAAACACAUCAAGAUGUGUAGUAAGACGAGUAUUGUAAGUUAUCGAAACAGAGAUGACGAUGAUUACUCUUCUGCCUUGUGUCCCAAGAAACAGAAACAUAAUAAUAAUGGAAAUGGAGGAGGAGGAGGAAGAAGAAGAGUCCCACGAAGAGGGCCUGGUGUCGCUGAACUCGAGAAGAUCCGUUUCGAGGAACAACACAUCUCUACAAACGUACAACUACCUCUUCCUCCGCUGGAGAAAUCUCCGGCCAUCAUCGACAAAACCGGUCCGGUUUACCCUUUCUCGUCUUAUUUCACGACCGGAUCUUUCCCUAAUGAUUUGAUCCCUCCGGCUCCAGUGUUCCAGAGGAAGCAUGAUUCGUCUCUUCAUUACCUUCCUCCGAUGAAUCUACCGAAUCAAGUAUCUGGAGGAUUUUAUCAGUUUAUAGAGCCCCCUUUAAACCAAACGUCUUGUCUUGACAAUGUCACUCAAUUUCUAGGCGAAGAAAAGACCCUUGCUGCGAAAAGGCCAUGGCAUUUUAUGGCAGAGACUGCGAAAUGUAGUGUUGCACCGACCAUAACUAUCUCAAGGGAUGGUAAGCAAACCAAAUCACUAGACCUAAGAUUGAAAAAUCAUAUUCAAGAUUCAGGAACCACAAUUAGAAAUCCAAUUACCAUUGAUUCAUCUUCUCCGACGACUCCUCCUCUGCCGAUUUUCCCAAAUGCUUCAUUCGAUUUCCCUCGCUUUUUACAGAAAGAAGUGGUUGAUCAGAUAACGAGCGGUGCAAAUGUUCCGAUUAAUAGAAAACCGUUCUACAGCUUCUUGCCCUCGAAUGACCAGAGUAUUCACGACCAAGAUCGAUCCUUCGGUUUGAGAUCCGAGAGAUAUGAUUCAGUUACUGAUCACGGCAUUGAUCUUCGGCUUAAGUUAUAAGAAAAUGAUUUUCUAAGCAAUUUUUAAAAUUUUUGAAUCUUUAUGUCAUCAGUUUGUAGUUUCGA